GUUUAAAAAAACAAUCGAAAUAAAAUCACAGAAAAAGGGGGACACGUCACCCCAGCAAUUACUCAUGUAGUCAUCACCGAUUGACGAAGCCUAUACUGGCACCGUUCGAUCUGAAUCAUCUGUCCUCCGUACGCCAAGUCUCCGUUCUGAGAUAUUCCCUUUCCCCUUCCUGAAACCGCGAGACCCAAAAGACGGUGACAAUAUCUACUAGCGGAACAAAACCGUAGUCAUGGGUCGGGUGGCAGAUAUGGCGGGAGACACGGAGUCCUAGACCGCCGGACGGAGCACCUGAGACCCAUCCAGCAGUCCCCUUUUAGCAUCAGGACGGAGCCAUGUCCAACGCCUCCUUGGAAUGCCACAUGGCAUUAUCCCAUGGCUCGAAAAGGCUUAGCAAGAGCGUUGCGAUUGACCCGGAUCGGAUCUUCCAUAUUGCAAGGGCUGGUGGCGAGCUUGUCUACGCAGAACGGAGGAAUAGGCGCAAACAAUGCCGCCUGCGUGGGGGAGCAUGUUUGAACAAAUGUUACAGGAUCGCUGGUCACUGUAGUAACAGAUCAAUUGCUGCGUCUCGAGCGUCAGUUGGCAGGGAAGAUCCGACAUUAUCCAUCAGACGACCUCGGUUGAGUCGUGCAGAUGCCGGCUUUAGAGAUAUAGUUGAGUGGCCUAUCGCCAGGGACUCCGGAGACUACGUGCCGUUGCCGGGUACUGGAGGUGGCUGGCCGGGACGAUUGACGCGGUCAAUAUGUGGAAUUAUAGCCUUCAGCUUCCCCGGACGAUGGUACUUUAAGAAUGGCCAGGUCCCCAAAUAUGUAUAUGAGAUAGGUGCUUUGAAGCAAGCAGCUACUACUUAUCUAUUCUCCUCUCAGUUCGUGGGCCGGUUCGUCACAACUGGCGGUGGUUGCCAUGUUGGCGGUCAGCCACCCGCGACACGCUAUGGAUAUGGAGUUCUGGACAACAAGAAGUUGCAUGAACUCUUGACCGUAUUUGUUAGCGUCUUGGAUUUCCCCGACCGACUCUUCCGCCUGGAUGCUUGGACCUCACUACGCAAGAGUGGAAGUCAGGGGGUGUCAUCGACCGUCGAGGGACCGGAUGAGGUCAUUCACAUUCCUUCCAAGGCACUUGAUCUCGCAGUACCACCCUCGGUACACGUCACAUCACCCGCGUGUCCGAUUUGUGAGCUCGACGGCGUAGGAGUGAGUGUCCCUCGCGCCCUCGAGACCCUGAGCGGGAUGGAUAAUACCAACGACCGCAAAGUCAGAGGGAAGAAAAAAGACGCGGCCCAACCCCUGGACACCCCUGCUAGAGCCCGUCUAACGAUCACUAGAGGCGGAGACUAA
Messenger RNA from Aspergillus steynii IBT 23096, 1334 nucleotides. RefSeq lists its product as uncharacterized. The coding region runs from base 333 to 1334 and encodes 333 amino acids. The transcript has 8 exons. NCBI's taxonomy places the organism in Eukaryota, Fungi, Ascomycota, Eurotiomycetes, Eurotiales, Aspergillaceae. The record is from RefSeq and is a predicted model, not a curated record.